Molecule: messenger RNA, 975 nt
Organism: Caenorhabditis remanei
Lineage: Eukaryota; Metazoa; Nematoda; Chromadorea; Rhabditida; Rhabditidae
Exons: 5
Coding region: 1-975 (324 amino acids)
Source: RefSeq, a predicted model, not a curated record
AUGCAUAACAUUGACUUUUCGGAACCCCGAUGGCUUUUAAACUACUAUCAUGUUAUCGGAUUCACUUCACUGGUUUUGAAUUCAUUGGGAAUUUAUUUGUUGAUAUUCCAGAACAGUAAACUAGGAAACUUUCGAUAUUAUUUGUUGAUUCUUCAGGUUGCCUGCACUCUGACUGACAUUCAUCUCAGCUUCCUAAUGCAACCGGUACCUCUCUACCCAUUACUUGCUGGGUAUACUGUAGGGAUAUUGUCAAAUUAUUUAGAUAUUUCUACCCAUAUUUGUGCGCUAAUAGCAGGUUUCAUUGCAUUAGUUCAACUGGAAAGUUUGACUCUCUGUUUUGGAAAGAAACAUCAAGCAAUUGCAUCUAUUUUGAAAGUUCAUAUUGUCCCAAAUCCUAUUUUGUAUUCUUGUUAUGCUUUAUGUUUAAUUUGUCCGUUUGGAUUAUGUGCUAGUCUUCAAUAUUUGUACAUGACGCACGAUGAGCAGUUGAAUUAUAUCGAGAAGAAUCUCCCAGAACUCCUUCAUGACUUUUCAACUCUAUCUCAUUUUGUAAUCUAUGUCAAAUCUCCUAAUCUAACAUGGCUAUAUAUUCUGGUUUUCACUGGUGGAUCCACACUUUUCGUUCUUUUUGUUUUAUUCAUUUCUGAUAUUUUCCGAUUGAUGAGAGAACUGAAACUCAAAAUAUCCAUCUCCACUUAUCAGAAACAUCACGAAGCACUGCAUAGUCUGAUGGUGCAAUUCGCUACCUCAAUUUUGUGUCUAGCUCCUCCAUGUAUUUUAGUUAUUAUCGUUUAUUUUGAAAUUGAAAAUGGAAAAGUUAUUGCCGAGUCUUUGAUAGCGUGGUUUGCUAGUCAUUCAUCUGUGAAUAUGAUUUCUCUUUGUUUAUUUUUUCCACCUUAUCGUAAAUUUUUCUGGCGGAGUCUGAAUAGAAACCGUAAAAAGAUAACAGCAGGUGCAUCUUCCAUGAUGUUCUAA